UUGUCAUUUUUUCUGGUCCUUUCUUGUCACAUUCUGUCACGCCGAGAAUGGAUCAGUUUUGUUCGUCGUGUUUAUUUAUGGUUAUAAAUACAAUUUGAUUCAUUUCUCGAUAGAAAUUCCACAGCUUCACACAAUGUGCAGCAAUAACGAAGAUGACACCGUAGCUGCAAUGAUAAAAGCAGAAGUGGAACCGAUAAACUUCCAAGAAACCUGCAAAAAGUGCAAUGAAUCCAAAGUGGCAGUGAAACUGAAGUUUAAAGAGGCCCAAUGCGAGAAAUGCUUUCUGGCUUAUGUGCGUCACAAAUUUCGUGCCUCAUUAGGAUCCACAAAAAUUGUCGGUCGUGGUUCAACCAUACUGAUUAUUUAUGAUGGCAAGCCGAAAUCAUCGGUUCUGUUGGACAUGCUACGAUUUGCAUUUUUCCAAGACACGUACAAGAAACUACACUUCGAGCCGUAUGUACUGUACAUCGAUGAUUCGGCAGUAUUCAACUUAACCGACGAACAAAGAUGUGACCAACUACAACGUGUAAAGGUUCUGCUGGAACAAUAUGGUUUCAAGGCGUACGGUACAUCAAUUACGGAUUCGACGAAUUGCUUGCAAAGCUUUGAAGACUACAUGAAACAGGCCAUUCCCAAUGACGAGGUCAUAGAAUUCAAAACAAAAUUUCACUCAACCGGAUCGCAUACGUCUGCUGACGACUACAUUGGCAACAUUCGAACGAAUAUCAUUCGCAAAGUUGCCUCGAAGUUGAAUGCAAAUUUUGCAUUUACAUCGGAGAUCGAAUCCGAUUUGGCUAAAAUAUUCCUCACAAAUGUAACGCUGGGUCGUGGCGGUUCUGUUUGUCAAGAUAUCGCCUUUUGUGACACUCGUGGUGCAGUUCCGAUCAUUCGACCGAUUAGAAAUUUGGAUGUGGCUGAAGUCGAUCAUUACAUCAAAUUCAACAAGAUCGAAUGCCUGGACGUACACGCAAUGGACAUUGACGGCAUGUUUGAGAAGAGUUUGCAAAAUGUGACGAAAUCGUUCAUCGAUGAACUGCAAACGAACUAUCCAUCGACCAUUUCGACGAUAUUCCGAACUGGAGAUAAGAUAUCCGGCAUUUGGGACGAUAAAGGUGAAGUGGUCGUGGACGGGAAGUGUACGUUUUGUGGAUCAGGAAUUGGUGCUAAGAAAAGUGAGACGAUUCAAGCGUUGGAAUAUUCGCGUUUCGUUUCUGAGAAUACGUGUGAUGUCAGGCUGAACUUUGUUAGUGACGAUAGAGGCGAUUUAUCAAAAUGCUACGGCUGUAGGAAUAUUUUUAAGGAUUUGCUAAUCUCAAAUGAAUCUGAAUAAAUAUUGGAGCUGUCGGAAUGGA
This is a messenger RNA of Bradysia coprophila, 1352 nucleotides long. RefSeq names its product Cytosolic thiouridylase subunit 2 (gene Ctu2). Gene Ontology annotation, cellular component: cytosol. Gene Ontology annotation, molecular function: sulfurtransferase activity; tRNA binding. The record is from RefSeq and is a predicted model, not a curated record. Gene Ontology annotation, biological process: tRNA wobble position uridine thiolation. NCBI's taxonomy places the organism in Eukaryota, Metazoa, Arthropoda, Insecta, Diptera, Sciaridae.